AUGAGCUCAGGCAGCUCCAAGCCCAGUGAAGAGCAGUGGCUUCGUCACCAAGCUUUCAUUCGUCGUUUGUAUAUUGUGGAAGCCCAACCACUGCGCCAAAUUAUAGAUCAGUUAAGAGAUCGCGGCUUAGUCGUCACUCCCUCCCAAUUGGAAUAUAAAGUGAAGAAAUGGAAUUUUCAAAGGAACAUCAGCAAGGAAACUUGGGUUGAAAUCGACCAUUGUAUCGGCAAAAGGAAGAGGGAGGGGAAAGACAGCGAAGUGAUACUUUGCGGCAAGCGACUGAAACCAGAGACUAUUGAAAAAGAAACGGACCGCUAUCGUGAUAGGAGCAUAUUUGCCCGAUUCAAGUCGCAACCGAAUGGCUCGACCGUGAUUAUAACUAAUAGUCAUGUUUCGGUUUCCACUCCGCCAUCCUUUUCAGUGGAAUUUGAAUGGCCAAGAACCUUGCCAUGGUUACAAUUCCCAGAGAGCGAGAUCAAAAUCAUGCUCAAUAAGUACAUGAGAAUACCAGAAAAGAUCCAGCGUGAAGCCCUUGUACCAGCAAUUUUCGACCAAGGAAUUAUAGGGGCGAUGAACACUGUUCAAUUCAAUGUUUCUAAACUGGCUGCUGUUAUAGGAGCAUUGAUGCCUGAAUCCUAUCCUCAAGAAAGCCUUCAACGCGCUCAAUCUCUUAUGAACGGAUCACAAAAAGAAUUUCUAUUUGAAGCUGUAUCAAUGGUCGCGUACGUGCUAUCGAAUGAUGUCCUCGACAUUCAUCAGGGAGAUGAAUGGAGAAAGAUCAUGACUAUACUCAAGAUGUCUGGCCUAUUUAAGAUGCAGGUCAACCUGAAGGCGCUAAAAAGUCACACGAUUAAUGGAUUCAUGGAGAAUCUGUACAACGCGGCGAUUUGGAGAAUGAGUCUUACGAAAGGAGCUGCCGACGAUAGAGAGACUAUGGCUUUGCUGGAAUGGCUCCUCGCUGUAGGCCAGAGCCCGACUCUGCCCCACAAAGAUAUUUUUUGGCGCCCCCAUGGGCCAGUUGGGGGACCGAUUGGGCUGGAAUUGGUCAGUCGUCUUUUAAAAGCUGGUGCUGAUCCAGACACUUGGACAGUAUCUAACAUAUGCACCCAAACAAUAUUGGAACAUAUUAUUCAGCAACAGUCUACGAGUAAUAGCCUGGUAUUUUGCAUUGCUAAACUUCUUCUGGAACAUGGCGCUUCGGUUAGAUUGGAUUAUGCACUUCAUGCGGCCAUUAAAAGAAGGCAUAUGGACCCAGCGCUGAUUGGGAUAAUCAUUCAGUAUGGAGGGAACCUCCUGGCGGAACUAGACUUUACUCGGGAAUUUAUCGGUAUACGGUCCUCGGAAAAUGAGGAUGAAUGGAAAUGGCACGACGCACAAGACCUUGUGUAUUCACACACUGCCUUAAGCGUAGCCGCCAUUGCUGGGCUAUCGCAAACACAAUAUGUUCUCAAUUUGCUAAAACAUGGAAAUCCACACAAGUCAAUCACCGACUUUAUCACGGCCGACGUAUUGAUUUCCGCUGUUAUUUCGAAAGACUUUGAUACUAUACGUUUUCUGUACGAUAGAUCUGGCAGUGUUGGUCCUAACGACUUCGGCAUAUGGCCAUUACAUGCUGCUGCGUAUGUUGACUAUCUUGAUAUUUGCGAAAUCUUCUUUCCUUCAUACGAGAAUGCUGGUCUAGAUGUUACGUCGACAUUCUCCCCUUUGCACUUUGCCUGCUUUCAUGCCAAUCUGGAGGUACCUUUUAGCCUUCUAAAUUUUCAAUUGCAAGACGCUGCACAGAGUGCCAUUCUGUUGAUAGAUGCCGGUGCCAAGCCAGAUAAGAAUGCAGCCAAGGCAGUCACCUCGGCUGCCAUGAAUUUUGAUGUUGCCUUCCUCUCGACGCUCUUCGGUGCGGGGAUCAAUCCAAAUGAAAGGAAUUUUGAAGGUCACACCCCGUUACAACAGGUGUUGCGAGAGGAGCGCAAACGGCAACUUUCGAAGAGAAGUCCAGUUGUCAUUGGCGUAACCCUCUAUGAUUCCGUCAAAUUACUCCUGGAGAAUGGCGCAACAUUAUCUGGCGAUGAAAUUAUAUGGGCAAUUCGUACCAAAAACUGGGAUGUUGUUACUCUUAUUCUCGAAUACGGCGGAGACCUUUCAAGCGCUGAUCAAUUUGGAACAGCACUUGAAGCAGCCAUUCGAUCACGAGACAUCACUGGUAUAACACGAUUGUUUGAUAUUAUGCCGACCGUGUACGACGCAGGUUCGCUAUGUGCCGCCAUCGAAAUUCAGCAACACUCAAUAGUUCAUAGACUUUUACUCAAUCGCCGCGCCCAACCAGCAAUGGACGAAUUAGAAGUAACGGCUAUUGGUAUAGCCGCAAAACGAGGACACAUCGAUCUGCUGCGCAGUCUUCUUCAGUAUCCGCCGUUAGAGAAAACUGGACCAAUGCCAAUACUUUAUGUGCAGGUUUAUUCAGGGGAUCUUAUCACAGAUACAUUCAAAAUAGUUACCGAACACGAAUCAUUUCGUGAUCAGGAUCAUCUAUGUGGGAGCCCUCUAGCUCCAAUGGCAACCGAAAAUAACAACGAAACGUUUGAGGCAUGUUCUAUGCUUCUCAGGAAUGGUUUUAAGCCGGAUAGGCUUACUUGGGCAAUAGCUGCUGAUUCGAAUAAUAUUGCCUUUGUUCAAUUUCUUUUGAACAACAGUCAACGAUAUGAGGAAUACAGCGGACCCGAUGACUAUCACCCUUCAAACCGAAAUCCCUUGCUUGGAGCUAUUAGGCAUAACAAUACAAAGUUAGCUGCGCUACUGCUAGAGGCCGGAGUAGACGUCAACGACCAUCGGACCUCGAUAAGGUAUAGCAUAUCGCCUCUACAACUAGCUGUGGAAAUGGGCAAUUUCGAAUUUGUACGCUUUCUUAUCAAAGCCAACGCAGAUGUGAAUUCUCCACCCGCUGACGAGUCAGGGGCGACAGCAUUGCAGAUGGCUGCGAUAGGAGGCCACCUUGGAAUAGCCAAGUAUCUACUCGAUCUUGGUGCCGAAGUUAAUGCCCCCGGUUCGCAGUACGAUGGAAGGACUGCCCUUGAAGGAGCUGCAGAGUGGGGAAGACUGGAUAUGUUGGAACUUUUACUGUCUAACGGGGCUUGCACAACGGGGAGUUGGCGAAGUCGUGCCGCCAGCGCAGUAGCGUUCGCACUCAAAGAACGUCAUUAUACAGCGGCGGGUUUAUUAAAGGAGUCCCUAAAUUGGUCAGAAGAAGACGAGACGCGGUUAAAAGAAAACGUCGUGGCCAUAAGAAGACGAAAGUGGUUGCGCUAUAGUUCGUACGAUCCGUAG
Messenger RNA from Xylaria bambusicola, 3318 nucleotides. Its product is annotated as ankyrin repeat-containing domain protein. NCBI's taxonomy places the organism in Eukaryota, Fungi, Ascomycota, Sordariomycetes, Xylariales, Xylariaceae. The record is from RefSeq and is a predicted model, not a curated record. The transcript has 5 exons. Gene Ontology annotation, molecular function: protein binding. Bases 1 to 3318 code for a protein of 1105 amino acids.